Molecule: messenger RNA, 2570 nt
Organism: Lepisosteus oculatus (spotted gar)
Lineage: Eukaryota; Metazoa; Chordata; Actinopteri; Semionotiformes; Lepisosteidae
Gene: insc
Product: INSC spindle orientation adaptor protein
Biological process (GO): apical protein localization; regulation of asymmetric cell division; asymmetric cell division
Cellular component (GO): apical cortex
Molecular function (GO): protein binding; cytoskeletal adaptor activity
Source: RefSeq, a predicted model, not a curated record
CUGCUUGACUGACAGAAGGAUGUGGUCUUUUCUCAAAAGAAAAAUCCUAAGGUCAUUUUAGACUUUAAGUAAACUCCAGUAUGUUAGAGAAAUCAGACGGAUCUGCAGAAAAAUGACUGUGCUAAGCUAGGUUUGCGUGGCUACUGUAUCAUGACACGAAUGGGAACAUUUAAUCUGUGAAACCAGGGCGGUUCUUUAGGUCCUGUAGAGCUUGAACCAAGCUGAAAACAUAAGAAGGUGAGGAAAGGUUCUAGGUACUAUGUUAAACUGGUCUACACACAGAAAGCAUGGCAGCUUCCCACAGCAGUAGUCGUAUUAAUUCUCUUUCAUCACCAACUCAGAGAAUGCACCUCAUCCAGAUUGAUUCUGUGCAGCGCUGGAUGGAAGACUUGAGGUACAUGACCGAAGUGGAGUGCAUGUGCAUUCUCCAGUCGAAGCCCAUCAGCGUGGACGAGGAUGUCCACAGCGAGCUGAUCAUCAACCCGGAACACGUGGUGCGGGACAAUCUCCAGACACUUCUGAAGAGAGCUUUCAUCAUCAGCACGGAGCUAAGCAAGAUGUCCCAAAAGCUGGAGAAGAACAGGUGGCAGAGAGUGCACAGCACAGCUGUGAGAGCCAACUGCCACGUCCGCUCUCUGGUCAACGAGUACAAUACCUUUGCUAGGAACUCCCCAGCAGAAAUACAGAAGUAUGAAAAAACCCUGUUGGAGAAGUGCAUGGAGCUGACAACCAUCACAGAGAGGUGCAUACACACCGAAGAUGAUUUUUUUUUAAAGUCUAUGAAAGAAGCCGUCCAUGAAAUACUGACAGAUGUCAGUGAAUCCUUCAGCCAAAUGAUUGAUUUGGUCUUAGCUAAUGAGAUACAGAUCUUGGUGAGACAAAUAGAAUCUUCAGAUAACAUAUACACCAUAGGUUCGGCAAUCAGCAGUCUGCUCACUCUUACGCAGGACGGUGUCCAGUUGUGCAGCCUCAUAGCAAAGGAAGGAGCCGUGGUUGCCCUUUUUAAGAUCUGCAGGCAAGACUGCUUUAGCUGUCUCUAUGCACAUGCUUUGAGAACACUGGCAUCUAUCUGUUGUGUGGAAGAAGGAAUAAACCAGCUGGAAAAGGUGGAUGGGAUCUUGUGUUUGGCUGAUAUCCUCACAGAUGAGAGCAAUGCUGAAGCAGCACGUGCUGAAGCUGCUGCUGUAGUGGCUCAGAUUACGUCUCCACAUCACACUUUCACACAGCAUCUCAGCAGCUUUCUGGAGAACAUGGAAGACAUUGUGACGGCACUCAUCAAACUUUGCCAGAAUGCAUCCUCUGGAGAGGUGUUCUUAUUAGCAUCUGCAGCUUUGGCUAACAUUACCUUCUUCGAUACCAUGGCCUGUGAAAUUCUCAUGCAGCUGAAUGCUGUUCGAAUCCUGUUUGAAGCUUGUCGUGAUCGCAAGAGAGUAGAUACACCUUACUCGAAAGACCAGGUUGUGACAAUACUGGCAAAUAUAUCUGUUCUUGAGCAGGCUUCAUCAGAGGUCUUGCAAGAAAAAGGGAUUGAGCAUCUGCUCCUACUCCUGUCUGAAAAACCUUCCUCUUCCAGUCCAGCAGAGGGCGCUGCCUGCGAGCGAGUGCAGCAGAAAGCUGCUGUUACUCUGGCCCGUCUAAGCAGGGAUAAUGAUGUAGUCCAGACUGCCAUACAACUCAACUGUAUCCCUCGUCUAAUAGAGCUCUGCCGUUCACCUGCCAAGAGAAACAGCAGUGAUUCUGUGUUAGUUGCCUGUCUGGCUGCCCUGAGGAGACUGGCGGCUGGGUGCCCAGAAAGCAUUGAAGACAUCGACUACCAGCAGCUCAUAAAACCAAGACUUGUGGACUCGUUUCUGCUUUGCUCCAACAUGGAAGAAAGUUUUGUGUAGCAGGGGGUCUCGGACAAGCUCGGUGGAAGUACAGAGAAAGAUUUUAUUUGAUUCAGUAUUACUUUAGGGGUGGCAAAUGGCACUUUGUAAAAAUAAAACAGAGAAGAUAUUUGCACUCAUUUAUUCAUUGAUAAAGCAUUUAUACAGGAGAAAAACCUGACUUUUGUUUAUAGCAUAAUAUUUAGUCAAGGUUAGUAUCUACCAGGGUAUCAACACUUUAAUGUUCUUUUCAUCCGUUACUAUUUAAAAAAAAGAAUUGAAUCUCUUAAUUCCUUAUAUAACACAUUAUCUUUGAGUCCAUGAUAUCUACAUACAAUACAUACAGUCAGAGAUACGAUGAAUGUCCAGCAUACGCUUUAUGACACUGUGGUAUUGUAUAUUUCAUUUUUGUACUAUGAAUUCAAAACCAGAAAAACCAUCAAUGGUUUGUACAACAAAGAUGCUGUUUUUUUAUAAAGAUUAUGUUAUGCUUCCUCAUCAAUUUUGUUUUUCAGAUGAGGAAAAAAUGUUUUAAUAUCAUGCUAUGUCAUGUUACCUGGUAACUAAAUAAACAGUGCAUACACCACAGUUUUCUCUGUCACUGAACAAUCUAUUUCAGCUUUAAGAAAAUAAAGUUGUUGAAGAUGUUUUUUCCUUGAAGACAGUGCUACUGCACUUUAUUCACAUUCUUAUAUUUUCCAUUGU